This is a messenger RNA of Macrobrachium nipponense, 1587 nucleotides long. Its product is annotated as keratin-associated protein 5-1-like. The transcript has 12 exons. Lineage: Eukaryota; Metazoa; Arthropoda; Malacostraca; Decapoda; Palaemonidae. Bases 7 to 1587 code for a protein of 526 amino acids. The record is from RefSeq and is a predicted model, not a curated record.
UCGGGAAUGUGUUCGCAAAAUGGAGGAUACUGUACCAUGAGCCAGUGUAAUUAUGAUUCAGAAGAAGAAUUAGACAGAGCCUGUAAUGGUCGUAACUGUAGAUGCUGCGUUCCAAAGAAAGAAUGCACCACCAUGAAUAUAUGCCUCCAGAAUGAAGGAUAUUGCAGUAGGGGUCAAUGCAAUCCUUCUACAGAAACAGAGAUUAUUUAUGGCUGUGAUGGUCUAGGAUGUAAAUGCUGUGCACCUUUGAAAGGAUGCCAAGACUCGGGAAUGUGUUCCCAAAAUGGAGGAUACUGUACCAAGAGCCAGUGUAAUUAUGAUUCAGAAGAAGAAAUUGACAGAGGCUGUAAUGGUCGUAACUGUAGAUGCUGCGUUCCAAAGAAAGAAUGCACCACCAAGAAUAUAUGCCUCCAGAAUGAAGGAUAUUGCAGCAGGGGUCAGUGCAGUCCUUCUACAGAAAUAGAGAUUAUUAAUGGCUGUGAUGGUCUAGGAUGUAAAUGCUGUGCACCUUUGAAAGGAUGCCAAGACUCGGGAAUGUGUUCCCAAAAUGGAGGAUACUGUACCAAGAGCCAGUGUAAUUAUGAUUCAGAAGAAAAAAUUGACGGAGGCUGUAAUGGUCAUAACUGUAGAUGCUGCAUUCCAAAGAAAGAAUGCACCAACAAGAAUAUAUGCCUCCAGAAUGAAGGAUAUUGCAACAGGGGUCAGUGCAAUCCUUCGACAGAAAUAGAGAUUAUUAAUGGCUGUGAUGGUCUAGGUUGUAAAUGCUGUGCACCUCUGAAAGAAUGCAAAGACUCGGGUGUGUGCUCGUAUAAAGGAGGAUACUGCAGCAAGAGCCACUGUAAUUAUGAUACUGAAGAAGAAAUGGAACGAGGUUGUAGUGGUCCUAACUGUAGAUGCUGCGUUCCAAAGCCAGAGUGUGAGAAGUUGCACCCAUGUAAAGAUGCAGGAGGUAAAUGCAUCAGUAGCGGUCAAUGUGGGGGAAAUGAGAGAGUUAUUGAACAUGGAUGUUCUGGGAAAGAUUGCAUGUGUUGUGCUCCUGGAGAUGAAUGCCAAGACUCCGGUAUCUGUUCCCUGAAAGGAGGAUACUGUAGCAAGAGUCAAUGUGAUCAUCAUUCAGAAGAAGAUAGUGAAGGAGGAUGUAACGGUCCUAACUGUAGAUGCUGUACUCCUAAACCAGUGUGUGUGGCGCUGGACCUGUGCACACAAGCACAAGGUAAAUGUAGAAGAAGCCGUCAUUGUAGGGGAAAUGAAAGAGUUGUUGCAGAAGGGUGCUCUGGUAAACACUGCGUGUGUUGUGCUCCCGAUCUUGACGAUGGAUGCCAUGAUUCAGGUAUCUGUUCUCAAAAAGGGGGAUACUGUAGCAAGAGCCAAUGUGAUUAUUAUACAGAAAUAACGAUUAACGGGGCAUGUGAUGGUCCAGAUUGCAUAUGCUGUGCUCCUAAGCCAGAUACGUGUAGUGAGAAGCCAGUUUGUACAAAUAAAGGAGGUCAAUGCCAUCAAGGUAGCAGUUGUCCAAGUAAUGAAACUGUGGUUCAAAACGGAUGUCUUGGUAGUGGAUGUAUAUGUUGUGCUCCUGGAAAUGGUUAG